AUGCAGCAGAAGAGAAGAUUAACAGUCAUUCUAAAGAAAGCUUCUAGGCUACUGAAAGUUCCAAUCUUGGUAUCCAGGAUGAGGACAUCAGUCAACAUUCCGAGGCUAAUUUCAGUCCAGAAGUCAAGCAAGAAGAUGAAGAAAUUCAUUCUCCUCAGGCAUUACAACUAUAAUUAUGUUCAUGAGUAUCAGUUCUCCCCAUCAAAUAGUCCACUCAGCCUCAGUCACAGCAUUUACCGAAGGGCAGCAAAGAAAAGAAGGUACGAAGAAAUUUGCUCCAUUUUUCCGAUUGGGAAUUGCUUAGGUGUGAUAAAUAAAGAGACGGAAAACAGGGGAUAUCCGUUGAUGGAGUUGAAGGCUGUGCCUUACAUUGAAAAUUCAAUCACUGAGGAAUUGUAUGAUGAUAGUGAAGAAGAUCGUGGUGAUGUUGACUCCAUUGACGAAAGGGCUGAGAAGUUUAUUGAGAGGUUCUAUGAAGAGAUUAGAAUGCAGAGGAAGGAAUCCCAAUCUUUAGUUCACUCCAAUCCUGUCAUUCUGGAUUUGAUGGAUUAG
Messenger RNA from Oldenlandia corymbosa var. corymbosa, 552 nucleotides. The record is from the annotation of a GenBank genome assembly. NCBI's taxonomy places the organism in Eukaryota, Viridiplantae, Streptophyta, Magnoliopsida, Gentianales, Rubiaceae.